UGCAGAGAGGGGCGGGGCCAUAGUAGCCAUUUUAUCAUUGCAGCAGCAGAGCUGCAGGUGCACCCUGGUGUUGUUUUAUCUUUGUUUUUAUGGUCCCGGUUUUCAACGGUCAGGGUCGAACUUUAAAAUGGGUCAGUGUGGAAUCACGUCGUCGAAAACCGUCCUGGUUUUUCUCAACCUGAUAUUCUGGGCUGCAGCUGGAAUCUUAUGCUACAUCGGAGCCUACGUGUUUAUCACGUACGAUGACUACGACCACUUCUUCGAGGACGUGUACACUCUGAUUCCCGCUGUUGUAAUCAUAGCUGUCGGGACUCUCCUCUUCAUCAUCGGCCUGAUCGGCUGCUGUGCAACGAUACGUGAAAGCUCCUGCGGACUGGCAACCUUUGCGGCCAUCCUUCUGCUGGUGUUUGUGACAGAGUGUGUGGUGGUGGUGCUGGGAUACAUAUACAGGGCAAAGGUGGAAGAUCAGGUGAAUCACUCCAUUCAGAAGGUUUACAACGAGUACAACGGCACCAACAGUGACGCUCCCAGUCGGGCUAUUGACUAUGUUCAGAGGCAGCUUCACUGCUGUGGAAUUCACAACUACUCUGACUGGAGGAAUACACGCUGGUUCAAAGAAUCCAAAAACAACAGCGUGCCAGUCAGCUGCUGUCAGCCCGGCAUCAGUAACUGUACUGGAACACUGACCCGGCCGGCUGAUCUGUAUCAGGAGGGAUGUGAGGCUCUUGUUGUGAAAAAGUUAAAAGAGAUCAUGAUGUACGUCAUUUGGGCUGCGUUAACGUUUGCAUCAAUACAAAUGCUGGGGAUGCUGUGUGCCUGUGUGGUGCUGUGCAGGAGGAGUCAUGAUCCGGCGUAUGAGCUGCUGGUCACAACCAACAGCUACGCAUGAAUGAGACACAGUCGGUCAGAGAAAAAAACAAAAAAAAACGAGGCGUCCCCGGACAUGUCCACAGUAGAAUUCCCCUUUUAGUUCGAUAAGCUCAAGCACACCUUGCACAAUCCAUGAUAAAGUAGUGCACAUCCAUGAAGUUGUUUUGGGUGGGGUGGGGGCUACUAGGCAAAAAAAAAACCCCAGUUAUUUAUUAACGGUUUCGUUUUCUUUUAAAUGUCACUCUUUCUCCUUACAGACACUGAACAACCGUAGUUGGCUGUGGCUCAUUGAACGCCGUGAUGUUAAAGUGGUUUGUCAUUCCUAUUACAUUUUUACCUUUUUUGUAAAACAUAGGCUCUUACCCAGUGAGAAUGAUGAGAAGUAACUAGGAGUGUGUGUGUAUGGGCUGUGUUUGCUCGUCGGUCUGUUUGCACUAUGGCUCCAGCUCUGAAGGUACUGUAUUCACUCAUGGUUCAAAUGUUUGAUUCACUGUCCUCAAACCUUAGCCUGACCAAUGUUUGUAAAACUGGGAGGAAUUUUACCAUAAAGACUAGAUUUAGUGAUUUUUUUUUUAUGUGGAGAAUUUCAUUGAAGACAUGUAAGAUAUUUACUAGUAUCAAAAUCAUCAAUAUGACAAAAAUGUUUCGUUUUUUUGUGAAAUUCUCUGAUUCUCUCUUCACUACGACAAAGUCACCCAUGGUAUUUCCAAACUUUUAGUCUGUAGUACUUUUAGUUUGACCAGUGUUAGUGUGUACGUGUUUGUUCAGUUUGUCACAGGCAGACAUUUCCUUUUGUUUACAUUUGUAGUUAGAAACUAGUAUAGAAAUAGAAAACGUUAUUAUAUAUGUUGGUGACUUGUGUUCUCUUUGGAUUUUUUUUUUUAAUUAACUCCUUUAUUUAGCAAAAUGCUGAAAAAAAAAACACAUUUACUUGUAUAUAUGCUGGAAAACUGAAGUGGUGGACAAAUAAAAUCGUACGUUUUAAUGUGA
This is a messenger RNA of Cynoglossus semilaevis (tongue sole), 1860 nucleotides long. Its product is annotated as tetraspanin-3-like. The record is from RefSeq and is a predicted model, not a curated record. Gene Ontology annotation, cellular component: plasma membrane. The transcript is spliced from 7 exons. Bases 128 to 889 code for a protein of 253 amino acids. Lineage: Eukaryota; Metazoa; Chordata; Actinopteri; Pleuronectiformes; Cynoglossidae.